Molecule: messenger RNA, 837 nt
Organism: Diaporthe citri
Lineage: Eukaryota; Fungi; Ascomycota; Sordariomycetes; Diaporthales; Diaporthaceae
Exons: 1
Coding region: 1-837 (278 amino acids)
Biological process (GO): protein phosphorylation
Molecular function (GO): protein kinase activity
Source: RefSeq, a predicted model, not a curated record
AUGGAGUCCAAGCCCUUCAACGACAGGCUCUGGAUCAGACUCCUCGUCCUUCUCGCCUACAAGACCGCCACGCAGAAGCACGCCAACCGGCUGACGUUCACCAGCAAGCCAGGCCGCGUUGUCUUCAUCUCGCCAAAAUGCUGCAUCAAGUCCACCCCCUUCACCAGACUCGCCGAGGCCAGCGCCAUGCAAUUUGUCGCCCAGCACACCUCGGUGCCCGUGCCCAAGGUCUACUCGGCGUUUGAGCGCGACGGCCGCGCGUACGUCAUCAUGGAGAGGAUAGACGGGGAGAAUCUCGCGGAGGGAUGGAGCCGCCGGUCGGACGAGUCCAAGGCCAGGAUACUGGAGCAGCUCAGGGCCAUCGUCCAAGAGCUUCGAGGUAUUCAGCCGCCGUCCGGUAUUGGCGUCGCGAACGUGGACGGAGGGCCCAUAUUCGAUCACCGCCUGCCCUGUAAGUCGCUGUGGGGUCCCUUCCCCACCAUUCAGAAUUUCCACCAAGAGCUGCGGGGCGGGAUCGCUGCGGAGGACAUCCAGGACGACGCAUCAUCGCCGGGGGUCAAGCACAUGGCUUCGUUCCACGAGCAGGCCUGGCAGGGCCCGGUCUUCACACACGGCGACCUGAGCAGCUCCAACAUUCUCGUCAAGGAUGACAAGGUGGUCGGCAUCGUGGACUGGGAGACGGCAGGGUGGUAUCCGCCUUACUGGGAGUACACGUCCGCGAAGCACCCGAACCCACAGAACCGAUGGUGGCAGGACGAGGUGGACAGGUUCAUCACUCCUGCGCCGGAGGCAUUGGAGGCCGAAGCCAUCAGACGCAGGUUCUUUGGCGACUUUUAA